Molecule: messenger RNA, 3081 nt
Organism: Grammomys surdaster
Lineage: Eukaryota; Metazoa; Chordata; Mammalia; Rodentia; Muridae
Gene: Iqub
Product: IQ motif and ubiquitin domain containing
Exons: 13
Coding region: 93-2456 (787 amino acids)
Biological process (GO): cilium assembly
Cellular component (GO): acrosomal vesicle; motile cilium
Molecular function (GO): protein binding
Source: RefSeq, a predicted model, not a curated record
ACGCCAGCAACAGAACAUCUAAGCAGAAAGGAGCUGCUUCUCAGGACUGGAGAAACCUCUUGGUCUGUAAUAGCUGUUUCUAAAGCAGGAAAAUGUCUGAUAUGGAGGAGCACGACCCUGAUACCACAGCCGACGGUGAAUCGGCCGGUGAAAUCAUCAAUAUUCCUCGUCCUUCAGAAGAAGCAGAAGGGUCAGAUACAUCGCCAGAGCCAGAAUCUGAAAUGGGGGAAUUCACCACUGAGAGCGAGGAGACAGUUGACAGGCACAGUGAACUCAGUAUUUCAACCCCCAAAUCCUAUGACUCCAAAGCCAGGGAAGAGGUCAUGUUCCUUGAAAGUCCCACAGAAUCUCAGGAACAAGAUUACAAACUUCCAGAUUACCAGAGAGCAGAAGAUGAUGAGCUGUCAUUUCUGCAUAAAAUAAAAGCUAUAAAGGAGAAUUUGCAGACAUCAGUGAGAGAGUCGUUAGCAACAGUGAAAAUCGUACUCAUUCCUGCGGGCCAGGAGAUAAUAAUGCCUUUUAGAGUUGACGCUCCCUUUAGGUUCCUCAAGGAACACUUUGCACACUUAUUGCGUAUCCCACACUAUGUUCUGCAGAUAACGCAUGCAGGAAUCAUUGUUGGGAAUAAUGAGUCUCUAAUACAAUAUGGAAUUAAACCACAAGAAAUUGUUCAAGUGGAGGUAUUUUCCACACACCCCGACGAAUAUCCGGUGAGAAGAAUCGAGGGCUUGAGUGAGGGCUCCCAGAUCAUAACGGUCACCAUCCAGACCAGCCUCGAUCGCUAUGAGGAGGUAGCAGUUGAGAUAAUAAAAUCUGACUUCCACAAGCCAUUUCUUGGUGGCUUUAGACAUAAAAUAACAGGACUAGAGUAUCACAACGCUGGAACACAAACUGUACCUAAAAAGAUUCCUGAAAAAACCAAUCUGUUCUGUCGGGACACCCAGACAGUUUUUCAGAGAAAAAAGCUGCAACAAACAACAAAUACAACCUCCACUCAGAUGACUAAAAUUGGGGUGUAUGUGUCAAACAUGACGGACAAACUUCUCAAGCCAGGGAACUACUUUUCAGCAGCACAGUACCACGCUCGGCGGUUGAAUGCGGUGAUAGUGAUACAGACUUCCUACAGGCGAUGGCAUGCUAAGCGCUAUGUAGACAGCUUGAGACAACAAAAGAAAUUGAGGUUGGAGUGGGAAGCACAGCAAGAACUCUUGAAGAUUCAAGAGAAGGAAGAAUGGAUACGAAUGGACUAUUACCGGAGGCACAACCCUAAAACAACCGAAGACUUUGAGCUCCUUUACAAUGCUCUAGAACUUUGGCGGCAAGAAGAAGUUACACAAGUUGACCAAUAUUCAAGUGAAGCUGAAAGAAAGGCUGCUCUGUGUGAACUUUUGGAAAAAGAGACACAGAUAAUUGCUUCCAUCGGGAGACAUAGAUAUGUUGCUCGUAUGGAGAAGCAGGAUGCAGCUAUACAAGCUUUUCUGGAUAAGUGUUCAGCUCCAAAUGUCUGGAGAAGACCUGAUGGCAAAACCAUUGAAAUGGACACACAAUUCACGAUAAGAGCCAGAGAGCUGCAAAGCAUCUAUAAGUGUAUCCUGCUGAAAGACCUCUCUCAAGAUGAGAGGCUGGAUAUACUCCUGACGCUUAAACACACUGUGAAGGAACAUGAGUGUAAACUGACCCAGGAAAUCCUAGAGUUGGUUGACAGAGAAGUUGAUCUUAUGAUGAGAGGUGUCAAACCCCAUAAUCUCGAAGGACUCAGAAAGAGGAUCACAACACUCUUUAUCCACUACAUCAAAACGCCUCUGUUUAAUCCUGAAGUCGCCAGAUACCUUAAGGUCCCUCAAGACCCACUGAAGUUUUAUGAUACGAUUUACUUUUGCCACAGUUGCCAAAUGUAUCUGCCUUCUGUAGAGUUUUCUGUCUCACCCACCUCGCAUCGUGUGUACCGCUGCCGGCACUGCGUAAAUCUGGAGAAUGAGACUCAGAGGCGGGAAUCAUUUUUGAAGUACAAGUGUUUACUUCAGCGGCUCUACUACUCAGAAGCCGAUUAUGUGGAUAACUCCCAGAUUGCUUUUCUGAUGCAGCUUCAGGAUAUUAAAUACUUGACGGAGAACAUCUGGGCAUCCCAGUCGGCCCUUAGCGCUUGGGAUGACCUCAAUGACCUGGUCAUGGUCAGGUGGGAUAAACACAGGGAGUGGUCUCCCUGGAACUGCAUUCUUCUCACCAAGGAUGAAAGCGUAGCUCAUCUCAAGCUAGAGAGUAUUGAAACGGGAUAUGGACGCCUUUUUAUUCACAAGAUCAAGCACAAACAUAUUCUGGCUAAAAACUAUUUUUCACAGAUCCCAACACUGGCUUCACUUAUACUUAAGGAUGAUGAAGUAGAAGCUAUCAGAAAUAAAUACUCCACAGAGAGCCCACCUAAAAUCAUAAUACCCCGUGGGAUUGAGCCACAUUAGAUUCAGGGAUAUGGAUUUGAUAAUGAGCGUCUUUGUUCUUUACGAAGAGAGUAAUACAGAGGUCAUGCAACAUGGAGAACCACCUGUAUAUUUCUAUUCGUUUUAUUUGUUUUAUCUGGUAUAUUGUUAUAUGAAUAGAAAAAAAAUCUGUAUACACAAACCCUUGUUAGGUGGUUAGUCAUCUAUAAAUUUGAUACUAAGAUUAAUAGUUAAAGAGAAAAUUUUUAUCUAUUUUCAUGUUAAUUUAAGAAAAAAUGCUUUAUAGUCAAAAUACAUCAGUGAAACAAAACCUUGGCUUAACCUUCAGUGAAAGCAAUUUAUUUAUUUAGCAUAUACUUUAUGAGUAUAAUCAUUCUCUAUAAAUAAGCCUGUAUUUUGAUAUAAGUAUUUAAAUAUUUUACUUUUAUUGUACUUUAUUGUACUACCUUUACCUUUUAAGUGCAUAAUCCAAGAAAAGAUACUAUAACAAACAAAUAAAAAAUCUGCAUUGCAUGCCAUGAAGCAAGGCAAACAGUAAAAAUGUUAUGUUAAACACACUAUGGGUGAGUGUUGAGAUUCUGUAAGAAGCAAAAACUUGAUCAAAUAAACUGUCCACUGCCUCUCAAUAAACUACGCAAUAACCCUG